Hevea brasiliensis (rubber tree) is the source of this 569-nucleotide messenger RNA. RefSeq names its product auxin-responsive protein SAUR68-like. The transcript has a single exon. Lineage: Eukaryota; Viridiplantae; Streptophyta; Magnoliopsida; Malpighiales; Euphorbiaceae. The record is from RefSeq and is a predicted model, not a curated record. Bases 1 to 444 code for a protein of 147 amino acids. Gene Ontology annotation, biological process: response to auxin.
AUGAUUAGCCCAAAUAAGCUCAUCAAAUUAGCAAGAAAGUGGCAAAGGACAACUGCCAUAAGGAGGAAAAGAAUUUCUUUUCCUCGGAUCUGUAGCAACCAGAAUGCAGAUUGUUCUACUACAUCAUCAAUUGGUAAAGGAAAUUUUGUUAUCUACACCAAUGAUCAUAAGCGAUUUACUAUUCCUAUAGCAUAUCUCAACAAUAAUAUCAUCAAAGAGCUACUUAAGAUGUCUGAAGAAGUGUUUGGGCUACCAAGUGGAGGUCCUAUUGAAUUGCCAUGUGAUGCUGUGUUCAUGGAGUAUAUGGUUUCACUCAUCAAAAGGGGUUUAUCUAAAGACAUAGAGAAAGCUUUGCUUAUGUCCAUAGAAAGCAAUUGCUGCUCAUUGUCUGUUGGUUUCCAUCAAGGACAUACAGGCCAACAAUUGCUCAUUUCUGCCUAUUAAAAUAGUUCAAUUUUGUAAAUAAUUCUUACUACUGUGAUCUAUGUGUCAUAUCAUUCAACAAUCCACAAUGUAAAUUUGAUCAUCUGCAGUGAAACAACAUCAGUGACUAAAAUGAUUAUAUUACA